Molecule: messenger RNA, 582 nt
Organism: Eupeodes corollae
Lineage: Eukaryota; Metazoa; Arthropoda; Insecta; Diptera; Syrphidae
Exons: 2
Coding region: 1-582 (193 amino acids)
Source: RefSeq, a predicted model, not a curated record
AUGGUUAUUUUGCCGUCCACUUUUGUGAACAGCCCCCGUUAUCUCCAUGAGUACACGCAAGACGCAUUUUCUUAUCUACGAACUUACUAUAGGCCUGAUCUCUUCGUAACUUUUACCUGUAAUCCUUCGUGGCAGGAUAUAACUCAAGAGCUUAUGUCUGGGCAAAAGGCCACUGAUCGACAUGACAUAGUUGCCCGCGUAUUUCGAUUAAAGGUCCAAAAGUUAUUGAACGUUGUAACAAAAGGAAAAAUAUUUGGAGACGUCCAGUGCCAUAUGUACUCUAUUGAAUGGCAGAAACGAGGUCUACCACAUGUGCACAUAUUAAUUUGGCUAAAGCAGAAGCUAAUUCCUAAUCAAAUUGACAGCAAAAUUUGCGCUGGAAUUCCAGAUCCAGAAGAAGAUAAAAAUCUGUAUGACACGGUUAUUAACAAUAUGAUACACGAUCUCUGUGGAGCUCGCAAUCCAGCGUCACCUUGCAUGCAAAAUGGCAAGUGCACAAAAAAACGUAGGUCGCCUACUGAUGGUGGUAAACAAGUUAACAUUCGUACUCGUAGUAGUUCCCUGUUCCCCGAUUUUGUGUAA